AUGAAGCUGUCCACAUCAAGACUCGCGGCGUUCUCGUCAGCGUUGCUGCUAGAGGGUGCCCUCGCGGCCACGUCGGGCAACUUUGACGCCCUGACCAUCAAUGUGGCCGGCCUCCCGGCCAUCCUCAACGACAAUGGUGUUCCCGGCGACAAGGCAGCCAACGCGGCGGCCAUGGGUGCAAAGUUCUCCGAAUAUGGGAUCGACGUCGUGCAGCUGCAAGAGGACUUCAACUACCACGCUCACAUCUACCGGACCAACACGCAUCCGCACAGGACUGCCACAUCGGGCGGUGUUCCGUUUGGUUCGGGUCUCAACACCGUGUCCUACCUUCCCUGGGUUGACUUUCGGCGUAUCAAGUGGAACAAAUGCUCCGAUGCGAGCCAGUCCGAUUGUCUGACGCCGAAAGGCUUCACCUUCAUGCGUGUGGCCAUCUCAUCCGACAGCUCCACUGCGGCCUAUGUUGAUUUCUACAAUCUCCACGCCGACGCCGGUGUCGAGCCUGGUGAUCUUACUGCCCGAAACGACAACGUGAAGCAGGUGGUUGACUACAUUGCCACGUGGAGCAAGGGCAAUGCUGUCGUUGUGGCUGGUGACUUCAACAGCCGCUACACUCGGACAGGCGACACGGGCAUCCGGGAUUUGCUCGCCAGCGAGAAUCCUUCCGGCCCCCGACUCAAGGAUGCCUGGGUUGAGCUCCUCUACAAUAACGUCAUUCCCCAGUCCCCCAGCUCAUGCGGCAACCCCGCUGCCAACGACCUGUGUGAAAUCGUGGACAAGGUCUUUUACCGGGCUAGCCCGCUCCUCAACCUCCAGGCCACCGACGUCCGCUACGAUACUUUGCGGUUCCUUCAGGCCGACGGCAACAUCCUGACAGAUCACAACCCAGUCCUUGUCAACUACACCUGGUCCUCUGGAGCGUCCCUUCGUCAGAGCAGCUUGUUCGGCGGUCCCCACGGCACCUGGUUCAGCGAUGUCCCCGUCCUUGCCGGGACCAACAAGCCAAAGACGGCAACCAUCACUUUCCGAGGAGGAUCCCGUCUUGAUAGCGUCGGACUGACACUGACAGACGGCACUAUAUUCGCCCACGGCGGCACCGGCGGGAGUGUUGUUUCUCUCGCCCUGGGAGCGACCGAAUACUGGACCCAGGCCGAGCUCUGCAGCGGCCAACGUAACGGGCAAAUUCGCAACUUUUAUAUCCGAGCUGUGACUUCUUCAGGGCGCAGUCUCACAGCGGGCUCGGCGACCAGUUCCUGCCAAACAUUCACGGCUCCAAGCGGGUGGCAGAUUGUCGGGUUUGUUGGGCAGGACGGAAGUGAAGUGGAUCAGUUGGCGUUUGUGUAUGCGCCACGAUGA
This is a messenger RNA of Podospora anserina S mat+, 1353 nucleotides long. RefSeq lists its product as uncharacterized. Lineage: Eukaryota; Fungi; Ascomycota; Sordariomycetes; Sordariales; Podosporaceae. The record is from RefSeq and is a predicted model, not a curated record. Gene Ontology annotation, molecular function: sphingomyelin phosphodiesterase activity. The transcript has 2 exons. Gene Ontology annotation, cellular component: cytoplasm. Bases 1 to 1353 code for a protein of 450 amino acids.